Messenger RNA from Funneliformis geosporum, 405 nucleotides. Lineage: Eukaryota; Fungi; Glomeromycota; Glomeromycetes; Glomerales; Glomeraceae. The record is from the annotation of a GenBank genome assembly.
AUGAAUAUCAUUGAAGAUUCCACGAGAAAUGAGUUUAUGGAAGAUUUUCAAGAAAACACUUUGAUUCAACUUGGUCUUAACCAGGAAAUGCAACAAGAAUGCAAAACCAUCAAAUCUUCUACUGCACAUUCAAUUAUUGACACUGGUAAUGCAACAACAAAGUUAUAUAGGGAUAUCUGGCCUGUAACUGCUACUGUUACAAAUGCGCCCAUUCCUCCGUUCAUUGAAGCUUUAACGAAAUUUGCAGGUUGGCCGUCAACGUCUGCCGAGCAACCAACUCUCUUACCUGGUGUCGGAUAUACCUUUUUGCGUGUUCCACAGUCAGAUGAGUUCGGAUAUCUCGGUAUGAGAAAAGAAAACAAUAUUGGAUUACAACAGUCAUCACAUAUUGAUCAGAGAUCGUAA